Messenger RNA from Alosa alosa (allis shad), 900 nucleotides. Its product is annotated as granzyme B(G,H)-like. NCBI's taxonomy places the organism in Eukaryota, Metazoa, Chordata, Actinopteri, Clupeiformes, Clupeidae. Bases 1 to 900 code for a protein of 299 amino acids. The transcript is spliced from 5 exons. The record is from RefSeq and is a predicted model, not a curated record. Gene Ontology annotation, biological process: proteolysis. Gene Ontology annotation, molecular function: serine-type endopeptidase activity.
AUGAGACAGGGACUCCUGAGUGGCACACGCCCACCCCCGCCCACCGCCACCAACACCGACGCCUGUCCAUGCCACGGCCCGAGGUAUGCGCUGGUCCGCCGGGACACGUCCAGCCUCGGCCUCACUUGGCAUUCCCCGGAUGCCUGCGGGCAAGUCAAACACUGUAAGAUGGGCUGGGGCUCGGGGGGCUGGGGUGCCCAGAGUGGGUAUGUGGGCAUUGUGAAUGGCACAGUAGCAAAAGAACACUCCAGACCCUACAUGGUCUCUGUGCAGAAAAAUAAGGGACAUAUCUGUGGUGGCUUUCUGGUGUCUGAGUCAUUUGUCAUGACUGCAGCUCAUUGUAUCACUUGGGGAGUGAAUUUGACUGUUAUGGUAGGGGGACAUGACAUUACAAACCAGAAAAGUGGAACAAGGAUACCAGUGAAAUACUACCAUAUCAACCCUGGACACAAUGUUAAGCCACUUCUCAAUGACAUUGCACUUCUACAGCUGGCAGAAGGAGCAAAACAGUCCAACUCUGUAAAAUGGAUCUCUAUUCCUAAGAAAGACAAAGACAUCAAAGGGGCAGAGGUUUGUAGUGUGGCCGGAUGGGGGGCAACAAAAACCAAUGGGCCUGUAAACAAUCUCCUUCUCCAGGCAGAUGUGGUUAUCGUGAAAAGAAAAGAGUGCAAGCAAUACUGGAAUGAUUUUUUCAGUGAAGGAAUGCUUUGUGCGAGAGGUAAAGCAGGCUUUUGCCAGGGUGACUCUGGAGGCCCUCUGGUCUGCAAGAACAAGGCUGUGGGAGUAGUGUCGUUCAAUGAGAAAAAUAAUUGUAACAAGCCAAAAAAGCCAAAUGUCUACACAAAAAUAUCAGCAUAUCUGCCAUGGAUAAAGAGUAUUUUAAAGAGUGUCAAACACUGA